AUCUACGCUGUCAUGUUACGUGUGUAGUUAUCUAUCGUUGCUGGCUCGGUGGUAGCUGAGUCGGUGCUUGGAAGUAGCUUGUUUUUAACUCUUAAUGGCUAGAAACGCGCUCUGGUUGUAAUGUUUACGUAGACCAGAAAACAGAAAUGGGCGGGACUGGGAAUGUACGAACAUUAGCCUGGAAUAAGUCCGCUUAGGUAACUGCUGAACGCACUAGCAGCAGCGUAGCUAGCUCCUCCGGCUGACUGAAGGAUGGCAUCUCCAUUCAAAAUCCCCAAGAAGAAACAUCCUGCAGGGUCUGACUCCACUGAGAUGAAGAUGCAUUCUCCUCUGUCCCGCCUCCAGGACUCUGCCCCACAGUCCAAGAUGGGUUUUGGCGACUCCAGCAGAGUAGGAGGAGGAGGAGAAGGCCGGAUGCAUGCUGGGAACAAGCUCAGCUCCACCAAAGACAAACAGAGCACACCAUGUAAACCUCUGUUCAGAGACGUGGUGAAAACCUUGCUGGGACUCAAUAGCCCGAACACAGGUGGAUCUUCAACAACCAAUCAACCAUCUCCAGGAAGAUCGAUCCACCAGAGUCAUACAGGCCGGAGGUCGUCCUCAGAUUGUUUGUCAAAAGGAUGGCGACCCAAGCGAGCUUCAGACCGACUGCUGCAACCUGAAGGAGCCUCAGACGACCUUUGUCCUCCACACAAAAAAAUUGAGCUCAAUGGUUCCUCUUCAUCAACCAAAAGCAUCUCUGUGCUGUCGGUGGACUCUCUGGCUGAUCUGCGAGGAGAGAAGCCUGUUGGGAGUGUGAGUCUGUCCCCACUGAGAGUGGGAAUGUGGAGUAGAGGCAGGUCCAACGCUGAGGCCAAGAGCGACUGUUCUGAAUCUCCCCAGAAGAAAAACUUGUAUCUCUCCAGUUCAGAUCAAUCCUCGGAGGAUGACUUUGUGUCUGUGCGUGGAACUACAAAUAAAUCCCCGGCAGGUAACCCCCUUCCCCGCAGAUCCUCCUCUUCCCCCUCUGCUUCUUCGGUUAAGCCGCAGACCAAACACACUCUAGACAGGACAUUGUGGCUUAGUGCCUGUAACAACCUGACAGAGGAUUUGAGGGAGAAAGAGAGACAAAGAUGGAAGGACUUCAGAGACAGGAAGAUGUCCAAUAGGUCGGCUGUCCUCGGACUCCGACUGAAGAAAUCUCGCCCUUCUCAAACAGAACCCAUUGUGCUGUCAAGUGAAGAGGAGGAGGAGGACAGUGGACGUGGGGCUAAGAGGACGUCACAGAUCCCCAGCAGUCGUGUGGAAGAUUCUUGUCCAGGAAACUCAAAGACGUUACAGGCUGGAGGAGGUGUGCAUGAGCCGCCAUCCUUCCUGCAGCUGGAGUUUACCUCAUUCCACGCCGGCCUGGCUCAUAUGACUGCCAACGGAAAUGUGAUGGUCAGUGAACACGCCAUCAUUAUUCCUCUGAAAGGAGCAGAAGAUGCGGAGGAUGCAGAGGUGACAGUGGUGGCGUCUCAGGUCCGGGGUUACGGGCUCUGGGACGGAGGCGUUGCUCGGGGUGGGUCUCUGCUGGCUGCUUGGGAGGGUCCAGCCCCCUCCCUGCUGUUCCUGUGGGUGUCAGACGCCCAGGCCAACCUGCUGCACAAAGAGCUUUGUAGCAUCCAGACCGGCAUGUCUGCCUCAGGUCCAUGCUCCUGCCUCCUGCUGGUGCUAAAGGAGCAGCUGCCUGAGCUCCAGGCUGCUCUGCUGGCCUCCGUGCUGGAUAUGGACGGAUACCAGAUUGGACGCGCAACCUCUACUGGGCCAACCUCCCCAAUAGACUGGACCGAUGGCCUGCUGCUUUUUCACAGCUGUCCUCCCCCGCUGGACCAGCACUUACUCAAACUGCUGGGCCACACCGCAGAGCAGUCCAGUCUGGUGAGAAGCAGCUGUAGAAUGUCUGGCCUGCAGCAGCGUUGCUCCAGGUUAAUCCAGUAUCCUGCACCCCCCUGUAAAGGCCGAAUCACCGUGACGAAGGAGGACCUGGCCUGUCUAAACAGUGGCCAGUUUCUCAAUGACGUCAUCAUCGACUUCUACCUCAAGUAUCUAAUCCUGGAGGGAGUCCGAGGUUCUGUGGCCGAGCGGAGUCACGUCUUCAGUAGCUUCUUUUAUAAACAGCUGAGCAGACGCAGAGCCGCUGGAGAAGACGGUUCCCCCUCUGUCCCUGAUCGUUACACACGACAUCAAAGGGUGAAGACGUGGACCCGCAAUGUUGACAUUUUCUCCAAAGAUUUUCUCUUUGUGCCUGUCAAUCAAGAAGCUCACUGGUUCCUGGUGGUGGUUUGUUUCCCGGGUCUGGAGGACGUUCAGUACAAGGAGUUUCAGAGACACCCAGGGGGAUCACAGCAGGAAGCAGGAAAAACAUCAACCUUCAGUUUAAGAUCACAACAGUUGCCGCAGUGCACUCAGCAGGGCUGCCAGAGGGACUCGGUGUUACAGAGGCCGUGCAUCCUGGUCAUGGACUCACUGAAAAUGUCGUACCACGAGAACGUCUGCAGACUCCUUAGAGACUACCUGCAGGUGGAGUGGGCCGUCCGCAGGGGCACUCCUCGCCUCAUCACGCCAGACAACAUGAGGAUCUCCAAGUGCAGAGUCCCUCUGCAGGACAACAGCAGCGACUGUGGCCUGUACUUGCUGCAGUACGCAGAGAGCUUUCUGCAGAACCCCAUCGUGCACUUUGACCUCCCUUUAUCUUUGGAUGCCUGGUUUCCUCGGCAGCAUGUGCGACAAAAACGAGAGGAGAUCCGAAGUCUGAUAAUGAGGAUGCACCAGAGUCAGCGACAUGAACAAAGCUGAGACCAAAACGAAGCCUUAACUGAGCCAUUAAUUCACCAGUGCAAUGGACUAUUUAUAUUUUUGUACUUUGAUAGAAUUUCCUUUUGGAUUCUACUGUUAUUACUAGCGUUCUUGUUCUAGCUUAUUAUUUAAUGAUAAAAUGUAACGUACCUGUAUUUUUUUCACUUUCUUCUUGUUCUGUAGAAUAAAUUGUUUUGAUUUUGUGUUUCUGGAA
Molecule: messenger RNA, 3031 nt
Organism: Betta splendens (Siamese fighting fish)
Lineage: Eukaryota; Metazoa; Chordata; Actinopteri; Anabantiformes; Osphronemidae
Gene: senp7b
Product: SUMO specific peptidase 7b
Exons: 22
Coding region: 253-2817 (854 amino acids)
Biological process (GO): protein desumoylation
Cellular component (GO): nucleus; cytoplasm
Molecular function (GO): SUMO-specific endopeptidase activity
Source: RefSeq, a predicted model, not a curated record